AUGACUGGCCACAUCAUCGCCCAAGGUUCACAGUUCUCCUUGAAUGUCGUUGAGGCCGUCACAGCUAUGAUUGGCAUCGAGGAUGCUGCCCGUUCUGAGGUGUUUCAUCAGAUUGAAGAGCUGUUUGCACUUACAAGUGGAAAGUUUGGCGAUACAGAUGGGAUGAUGGCCCUGGGUAUCCAGGUCAAGCUUUCUGGAGCAAGGUUUCAUACUCCAGAGGAAGAGAGAGCGUAG
Molecule: messenger RNA, 234 nt
Organism: Suillus bovinus
Lineage: Eukaryota; Fungi; Basidiomycota; Agaricomycetes; Boletales; Suillaceae
Exons: 2
Coding region: 1-234 (77 amino acids)
Source: RefSeq, a predicted model, not a curated record